This is a messenger RNA of Lachnellula hyalina, 2250 nucleotides long. RefSeq names its product High-affinity potassium transport protein (gene TRK1). Bases 1 to 2250 code for a protein of 749 amino acids. The transcript is spliced from 4 exons. Gene Ontology annotation, molecular function: high-affinity potassium ion transmembrane transporter activity. Gene Ontology annotation, cellular component: plasma membrane. The record is from RefSeq and is a predicted model, not a curated record. Gene Ontology annotation, biological process: intracellular potassium ion homeostasis; potassium ion import across plasma membrane. NCBI's taxonomy places the organism in Eukaryota, Fungi, Ascomycota, Leotiomycetes, Helotiales, Lachnaceae.
AUGACGCUUGUCAGCAGCCCCCAGACGACUCUCCGAAAGAUGCAAAUACAGAUGCAGAGUUUCCUACCACCUCUCAAUUUCAUCACAGUGCAUUAUACGUAUUUCAUCUGCACAUGUCUCCUUGCCUCCAUCAUAUUCUACUUGUGCUCGGACGAUCCAGCCUACAGUAUCUCGUACACGGAUUCGCUCUUCCUGGUCGUAUCCGCUAUGACAGAAGCGGGGCUCAACACGGUGAAUCUGAGCACGAUGAGUACAGCACAGCAGGUGCUGCUGUGGGUGUUGAUCUUGAUGGGGAGUGCGGUUUUUGUUAGUGUGGGCACGGUGUUUACGCGCAAGAGGGUGUUUGAGCAACGCUUCAGGCAUAUUGUGAAGACGCAGAAAGAGGAGCGCAGGGAGAGGAGGAGAAGUUUGAGUUUGGGCAGGGAUGGAGAGGGGGAGGGGGAGGUUGGCAAGAGGUUGAGGGGCUUGAGAGGGGAGGAUGAGCAUGUUGAUAGGAAGGAGUUUGAAAGUAGGCAUUCGGGGCCACGUGAUCCCACGCCCGGGCUUCCCAGUACUGGUCCAGCUGCUGGAGGUAUCAAACUUCAGCAGAUGGACCGUGGGGAGAGGGAUGAGGAGGCGGUUCUUGAUGAGGAUGCGCGUGCGGAUCUAGAGGGGUCGCACAGUCCGGUAUCGUUAACAUCCACGCCCCACGUCCACAUCCAAGACGAGCAUCACCAUCACCGCGUCCUAUCUUUCGUGGGCGUAGGCGCGCAUCCAAAUCCACGUCCCAGUUCCUCGGCCUACACACACUCCUUUCACAUACAUGCUGCGCCAUCCAACGCGGAUGGUGCACGUGAAGGGCUUUCGCAUCGCCAACCCUACCUCUCGGCGAAAGAAAAAGAGCUCGAUGCCGGCACGGAAUCUGGAGAAGGAGCACAAGCCGGGUUAGAUACCUCACAGUAUCCGGAUUAUCUGACAAGACAUACGACGGGUCGCAACGCGCAGUUUUAUGGGCUGAGCAGGGCGGAGAGGGAGCAUUUAGGGGGUGUGGAGUAUAGAGCUAUUACGCUGUUGGCGUAUGUGGUGCCGAUUUAUUUCGUGAUGUGGCAGGUUCUGGGGUGUGUCGGGUUGGGGGCUUAUAUGGCGUACAAUAAAGCGGAGGUGGCGAGGGGGAAUGGGAUUAAUCCUUGGUGGCUAGGUAUCUUCAACGGGGCUUCUGCGUUUAACAAUUCAGGCAUGAGUUUGUUGGAUGCUAAUAUGAUACCGUUUCAAUCCGCGACGUACCCGCUGAUCACUAUGGGGCUGUUGAUUUUGGCGGGUAAUACUGCAUACCCCCUUUUCCUCCGCCUAAUCCUCUGGUGUAUGCUCAAACUCCUCUGUCUCAUCUACCCGUCCCCAGAAAUGCACUCCGAACACAAAGCCACGCUACGCUUCGUCCUCAAAUACCCUCGACGCGUCUACACGAACCUCUUCCCCUCGGCCCAAACCUGGUGGUUACUCUUCAUGGUUGUUGUUUUAAACGGCAUCGACUGGGCUGCUUUCGAACUCCUGAAUAUCGGAAACAGCGCCGUGGAUGUUAUCCCACCCCACUUCAGAGUCCUGGAUGGCCUGUUCCAAGCUCUGGCUGUGAGGAGCGGCGGCUUUUAUAUCAUUAGUAUCCCGAGUCUCCGGAUCGGGCUGCAGGUUUUAUAUGUCAUCAUGAUGUACAUCUCUGUCUACCCCGUCGUCAUCACCAUGCGGCAUUCCAACGUCUACGAAGAACGCUCCCUCGGAAUCUACGCCGAAGAUUCCCAUUCCCAUUCUCCCUCCGACCUUGAGCUCGGUCCCUCGCACCCCAAGUCCGGCACGUUAUUCAGAAGAUUCAAACGCACACUAUCCAACAUCCAGACCCCCCUCCCCCCCACAACGACAACAGCCGGCACGCAAUUCAUCCGCCUCCAACUGCGCUCGCAGCUCUCGCACGACCUCUGGUGGCUCGUCCUGGCCCUGCUCUUCAUAACCUGCAUCGAAGUAUCGAACUUCGAGCGCGAUCCCGUCACGUAUUCCGUGUUCAAUAUCGCGUUCGAGGUCGUGAGCGCGUAUGGAUGUGUGGGUAUUAGUCCGGGACUGCCGACUCAGGCGUAUAGCUUUAGUGGAGGCUGGCAUAAGGCUAGUAAGCUGAUUCUUUGCGCGGUUAUGAUUCGGGGGAGACAUAGGGGAUUGCCGGUUGCGCUUGAUAGGGCGGUGAGACUGCCGGGUGGGGAGGGGGGCGAGGAGGAGAGGGGGGUUUAA